CGCUCUAGCAACGCUUAUGUCGGUAACAGGUUCAGGAGCAGGGCCACAACUCAACCGCACCCGUGCUACUCAGCUGACGUCGUUCAUCUCAGAUUGCUCGACCCACCCAUCCCCUCACCCCUUCCUAUUCAACACUGUCUGGGGGGCCAGUAACUUACUCGGGUGAAACCACUUACAAGACGGAACCCCUACUCGGAGUCUCCUCCACCCGGUCAUCAUACAUCCUCCCAGACCAGCCUUGUCCAGGGCGUUUACAGGCAGUAUAAAAGAACUGGAGCUUCUUCUCUCAAAUUUGCUGUUCCACUCAGACUCAACACUUUCUCUCUGUGGCUGGUGAGAGCUCAAACACUGCAGCAAUGCCUCCACCUGGUGUGUGCACUACAAUCAUCAAUGCACGUCAAAAGAAAGAUGGUUAUGGUCCCUUCACCAAACCUGAGAAGUUCCUCAACCAAGACUUCCAUCAGCUGAAACGCUACUGUGUCAUCCAACGGGUGAGGUACAUCGAUGAGAUGUUCCCCCCUGACAGGAAGUCCAUCGGCGAAGGGUUGCUGAGCCCUGCUGACCUAGCUCGAGUGGAGUGGCUGAGACCAUCGAUACUUGUUCCCAACCCAUCUCUUGUUGUUGACGGGGUCUCCAGGUUUGACUUUGGUCAAGGUUUGGUUGGAAACUGUUGGUUUCUUGCGGCUAUCGGGGCUCUGACAUUCCAGAAUGACGUCCUUGAGCAAGUUGUUCCUCUCGAGCAAAGAUUUGAUGAGGACUACUGUGGGCUGUUCCACUUCAGGUUCUGGAGAUUUGGAAGGUGGGUGGAUGUUGUCAUUGAUGACAAGCUACCAACAAUCAAUGGCAGACUAAUCUUUGUUCGCUCCAAAGACCCAACUGAGUUCUGGCCUGCUUUGCUGGAGAAAGCUUAUGCGAAAGUGUGCGGUUCCUACUCAGACAUGAAUGCUGGAACUCCUGUCGAGGCUUUGGUGGACUUCACUGGAGGUGUUCACAUAAGCCUCCGUCUGCCAGACUGUCUUCCAGACCUGUGGGAAAUUAUGUGCAGAGCUGGCCAAUCCAAGUCACUGAUGGGUUGUGGUACAGCACAGGGGGAGACAUCUGCCGACAGUGUAUUACCAAAUGGAUUGGUCCAAAGCCAUUCCUACGCUGUCACAGGUGUGAAACAGAUGAUGAGCAGAGAGCAACUAGUACACCUGGUCCGUUUGUGGAACCCCUGGGGCAAAGGAGAGUGGAACGGAGACUGGAGUGAUCAGUCGCCUUUGUGGCAAACCGUGAGUCCUCAAAAUCGUGAGAUGUGCCUUUCAGUGGCUGAUGAUGGGGAGUUUUGGAUGACCCUGGAAGACUUCUGUAAGUUCUACACGGAUCUUGACAUCUGCUGCCUGUGUCCCGACUUCCUUGAUGGAAGUUCUUCUUGCCAUUGGAAGACCUCCUUCUACGAGGGCAGAUGGGUGGCAGGAACCACGGCUGGAGGAUGCAUGAAUAACCUUGAGAGCUUCUGGACUAAUCCACAGUAUCGGGUCAAGGUUGACAAACUACUGACUGAAUGUUCUACAAAAGAGGGUGAAAAAAACAUGCUGGUGUCUCUCAUGCAAAAGCCUGACAAGAGGAACAGGCGUCUUGUCCAAAAUCUUUACAUUGGAUUCUCUGUAUUUGAGGUGACCAAAGAAUACGAGGCACAGAGGGGAAAGUUCCCAGCCUCUUUCUUCAGCAAAAACGAACCUGUUGCCCAAACUAAAACCUACAUGAAUGCACGUGAGGUGAUGGCGUUCAUAAUGCUGACGCCAGGUGAGUACCUGAUUGUGCCGUCCACCUUCAAACCCAACGAGACAGCCUCCUUCAUCCUGACCAUUCUCUCCAAGGCAGAGACCCAUGUCCAAGAGAAUUCUGGUGGCCUUAACCAUGAACAGUUAGAGGAAGAAGACGUGUACAGGUCCAUACCAGCCAAAAAUGGAGUGGAUGACGAAAACAAGAGAAACUUGUUCCAUCAAUUCUCUGACAAGUAUGAUGAAGUGGAUGCUGAGCAGCUCCAGAGACUUCUAAAUGACAGAAUCCUGAAAGGAGACUUGAAAUCUGGAGGCUUCAGCAUUGAUGCCUGUCGCAGCAUGGUUGCACUAAUAGAUACAUCAGUUACUGGCAAACUAAAUGGUGAGGAAUUUGUUCGUCUGUGGAGGAAGGUUGCCAAAUACAAGGUAAACAGACUUUCUUGUCUGGUUUAG
Molecule: messenger RNA, 2216 nt
Organism: Micropterus dolomieu (smallmouth bass)
Lineage: Eukaryota; Metazoa; Chordata; Actinopteri; Centrarchiformes; Centrarchidae
Product: calpain-1 catalytic subunit-like
Exons: 19
Coding region: 357-2216 (619 amino acids)
Biological process (GO): proteolysis
Cellular component (GO): cytoplasm
Molecular function (GO): calcium-dependent cysteine-type endopeptidase activity
Source: RefSeq, a predicted model, not a curated record